Messenger RNA from Aureobasidium musti, 477 nucleotides. NCBI's taxonomy places the organism in Eukaryota, Fungi, Ascomycota, Dothideomycetes, Dothideales, Saccotheciaceae. The record is from the annotation of a GenBank genome assembly.
AUGCCUCUUUGGCAAAUCUAUCACCCACCCGGUGUCUUCGAAGACGCAGACAGCAAAGCCGCCCUCGCAGCCGACAUCACAAAAAUCUACACUGGAGUCGGAUUGCCCGCCUUCUACGUAGUCAUCCACUUCAACACGAUGCAACCCUCCAAUGUGUAUGUGGGCGGCGUGACCAAAGCAGAGUCUUCCAAACCCUUCAUCCGCAUUGUGAUCAAACACAUUGCGAUCCGUCUCGAAAACGACACCGAGCGCUAUCGCAGAACCGCGGGAAUGAUUGAUGCAGCACUCAAACCGCAUAUUUACGACAAGGACUAUGAUUGCGAGUUCCAUGUUGAGGAGACGGAGCGCAGGUUGUGGAAGUUCAAUGGCUUGAUUCCACCGGAGCAUAUGAGCGAGGAACAUAUGGUGUGGGUGAAGGAGAACAAGCCUGUGCCUUACAAGGGUGCUUAUUGGUCUGCCGAGAAGGGAUAUUAUUGA